AUGCGGAUACCAAUUCACUCUCUUUCCGUCACAUCGAACAACGAUCUUUACCACGACCACUACCAUUUCCACGUAACGAUGAACAUGCUGCGCUCUCAAGUGAUACGAGCAUCGCGCGCCGCAGCGAGGCCUACCGCCGCCCCACUCGCGCUCAAGGCCUCCCGCGGCUACGCCACAGGCCCUCCACCCCCCGCCCCCGGUCAAGAAGCACCCAAAGUCACCCCAGACCUCAAAGAUGUGAAGAAGAAGGGCGGCGACAACACGCUGGUGUACCUCACGCUCGCCGCGGCCGGCGCUGCUGGAGCGUACUACUACUACACCCAGACGGAGGAGGGCGAGCUGUUCAAGGCGAGGGCGAAAAAGGAUGAAGAGGAGAUCAAGAAGAAGGCGCGGGAGACGGUGGAUGCUACGAAGGCGAGAGGCGAGGACGCGCUGAGGCAGGGACAGGCAAAGGUCGAGCAGGCUAAGGACUCUGCAGCGGCACGCGGACGCAGCGUGACCGAGGACCUCGAGGCGCGGCUUGACUCCGCCAAAACUGCCGCCAAGGACGGCCUGAACCGUGCACGCGACUCGACCGAGCACCUCUACGAGGAGGCCCGCGCAGGCGCCGAACGCCGAACGGCUGAGGCGCGCGGGGAGGCAGAAAAGGCGAAAGAAAAUGUCAAGGCGGGGUGGUGGGGGAAGUCGACGGCUGAGGAGGGGAAGCAGAAGGUAGAGGCGGAGGCUGAUAGGUUGAAGAGAGAGGCAGCGGGGAAAGUCGCGGGCGUUUCGGACAGUGUGAAGCAACGCGCGGAGAAACAGGCUUGA
Messenger RNA from Cyclocybe aegerita, 807 nucleotides. NCBI's taxonomy places the organism in Eukaryota, Fungi, Basidiomycota, Agaricomycetes, Agaricales, Hemipholiotaceae. The record is from the annotation of a GenBank genome assembly.